This is a messenger RNA of Moneuplotes crassus, 1223 nucleotides long. The record is from the annotation of a GenBank genome assembly. Lineage: Eukaryota; Ciliophora; Spirotrichea; Euplotida; Euplotidae.
UAUUGCUGAGUUAAUAGCAUUUAGAUGCUAGUUUGUCAUCCUUUUGGUGCUUCUUGAGAUAUCUCGGAUUAGUUUUCCAAGAUAUUUUAGGAUUCGUAAACAAUUUAGGAUUUGAAAAAUUAAGUUCGAUGUUAUAUCCUUGCUUUGUUUUAAUUAAAUUAAGAAAAGAUGAAGAAGAAAUGCUGUGUUUUUAUUAAGUUUUGAUAGCUUAUAAAGGACAAGUCUUAAGAUAAUAUUUUGCUAUAUUGUGACACUAAGGGAAGAGGGAGUCAUUGAAGCCAUUGGAAUGUCUCUAAAUUGAUCAAACAUGAGUAUAACCUUAUUUUCCACUAUAUACUUCAAACCCCUCAAAAAAUACAUCAACACCUCAAAACCUAUCUCUAAAACACCUAAUUACAACAUUAGCUACCUCCUAGUCUUCCAUCCCCUCACCUCCCUCACCUCCCUCUCUUCCUUCCUCUCUAAACCUCCAUUCCCAACCCCCCAAAUCUUUCCCAUGCCCCUUCCCAAUCCCCAAACCUCGCUUACACUAUCCCCUUCCCAUAGUCAGCCUAAUCGGCUCUAACAUAACAAUUUUCACGAAUCCUUCAGGGAAGGACUCGUACACCUACAGUGCCAAGAUGAAGGCAGGCAGUAGUAGGAGGGUGUCCCUUAAUGAGUAUUAUGAUGUUUAUGUGCUGGUCGAGCCUGAUGUGAGCUAUAACAACUUUAAUAUUACUCUGAAGCCUUCUGGAGGUAUCUCUCAUACGAAGACUGUUUGGAUCGUUUUAGGAAUCUGCUCUGGAGCUUGCUGUCUCUGCUUCUGCUGCAUCCUGGCUAUAUGUAUUUGAAAAAAGAAGGGAUGUUGUCUUUGUUGCAUUAAUAACCAUCAAAUUCAUCCAGGAAAUUCUGAAGGUGUUAGGCUAUACAAUCGCCCAGAUAACCAAAGUCAGCCAAUGCCACAGAUUUAUGAUAAUGGUGUUGUCUCUGGUGGUCAAACGGGAGCUAGGGUCAAUGCAUCCUACCAAAUCCAACCCCAUAAUUAUCUUGGUACUACUCAGAAUAUGACUACCAAGCAGGUAACAUGUCAAUGCCAAUGUGGGCAUAUACACUGAACGAAGGUAUACUCCAACAACACUCCAGAUUUAUCAACCAAGCAUCAACCCAAUCAUGGAGUCCAAGAAGGCCAUGAUAAUCUUAACGAAGAAGAGAAAGAGGAGAACCAAAAGAUUCAUUCUGAAUAA